Molecule: messenger RNA, 1455 nt
Organism: Suncus etruscus (white-toothed pygmy shrew)
Lineage: Eukaryota; Metazoa; Chordata; Mammalia; Eulipotyphla; Soricidae
Gene: RAB27B
Product: RAB27B, member RAS oncogene family
Exons: 6
Coding region: 104-760 (218 amino acids)
Biological process (GO): positive regulation of exocytosis; melanosome transport
Cellular component (GO): secretory granule; melanosome
Molecular function (GO): GTP binding; GTPase activity
Source: RefSeq, a predicted model, not a curated record
GCAGCUCCUGCAGGAAUGUGCGUCCUCCCUCCCUUCCUGCCUGCCUUUCUCUCCAGCUUCGGGCUGCAAGCAAGUGAGACCUGAGCCUACCAAGACCAUCACUAUGACCGAUGGGGACUAUGACUAUCUGAUCAAACUCCUGGCACUGGGAGAUUCUGGUGUAGGAAAGACAACUUUCCUUUAUCGAUACACUGACAACAAAUUUAACCCCAAAUUCAUCACAACAGUAGGAAUUGACUUUAGGGAAAAGCGUGUGGUUUAUAACACCCAGGGACCAAAUGGAACUGCAGGGAAAGCAUUUAAGGUGCAUCUUCAGUUGUGGGACACAGCCGGACAAGAGCGAUUCCGAAGUCUCACGACUGCAUUUUUCAGAGACGCCAUGGGUUUCUUAUUAAUGUUCGACCUUACAAGUCAACAGAGCUUCUUAAAUGUCAGAAACUGGAUGAGCCAACUGCAAGCAAAUGCUUAUUGUGAAAAUCCAGAUAUCGUAUUAAUCGGCAAUAAGGCAGACCUGCCUGACCAGAGGGAAGUCAAUGAGCGGCAAGCCCGGGAGUUAGCAGACAAGUACAGCAUACCAUAUUUUGAAACAAGUGCAGCAACUGGCCAGAAUGUGGAGAAAGCAGUGGAAACCCUCCUGGACUUAAUAAUGAAGCGAAUGGAACAAUGUGUUGAGAAAACUCAAGUCCCUGACACAGUUAAUGGUGGGAACACUGGAAAACUUGAUGGAGAAAAACCAACAGAGAAAAAAUGUGCCUGCUAAGCUCUAACUAGGAAAAAUUCAUCCAGAAGUUCACCCAGAUACUGCUUUCCUAAGGAGAAACCACAAAAUUAUUGUUGAGUUGAACAUGCACAAUGGCAUGUCUUUCUUUUUCUGCCAGAAGUUUAUUUUAAGAAGCCAGACUAGUAAAGAAUGUUCAAAAGAGUUGACCGGUUAACUCUGAGACCUCUCCAAAAAGAGCAAAGCUUUCUUUCCUAUUGGGAUCUCACCAUUAUGGAUUCCCAACAAGAUCAUCUUAUAAAGAAGAUAAGUAUAUAAAAAUCUAUACAAGAAGAAGUAGCAGUUUUAAAUAAGAAAAAUUACCUAGCUACAUUGAGAAAUGGAUAAUGUAGACAUAUUAUGUAUGUGAAUAGUUAUUUUUAAGAUUUUAUUUUCUAGUUAUAUAAAAUUUGAUCUAUAUGUUUAGGUUUGCAUUGGGGAGAAUGAUAAAAUAAAAAUGGAUCUAUAGUAUAGAAUACUUUUUGGCUAAUUAAGAAUGAUAUCAACACAUGUAUCCAAUAAGAUGUAUUUGAGUGACUAAAUUCUUUUUAUGGUUAUGAGAAAAUGAGUGCCAGACUUCUGCUUAAAUAUUGAAGAUUGAAUGAUCAUGCCAUUUUUAUAUUUUAUUGACAGGUAGACAAGUAUCAGACUAUGUGAAUAUGUAAAUGGCAUAUUAUAAGAGAAAAAACUCGGAAAAA